UACCAAUAUACCCAAUCAACAUGAGCAGGCCAGAACAUAUUGCACCACCAGAAAUCUUUUAUGGCGAUGAUGAAGCCAGAAAAUACUCUUCCAAUUCUCGUGUUCAGCACAUUCAAGCUCAAAUGACAGAGCGGGCGUUGGAAUUAUUGGUGUUGCCGGAAUGGAAAGUGGAACAUGGUGCACUCUUGUUGGAUAUUGGAUGUGGAAGUGGAUUAAGCGGAGAAGUAUUAACCGAAGCAGGACAUCAAUGGAUCGGAUAUGAUAUCGCUCCAAGUAUGUUGGAAGUGGCGCUGGAACGUGAAGUUGAAGGAGAUUUGCUACUCGCCGAUGCAGGACAUGGAUGUCCAUUCAGACCUGGUUCUUUUGAUGGUGCGAUUAGCAUAUCAGCAUUACAAUGGCUUUUGAACGCAGACACAAAAGCUUCUUCACCUAUCGCACGUCUUCAACGAUUCUUUGAAAUGCUACAUCAAUGUUUAUCACAUGGUGCUCGAGCUGCAUUGCAAUUUUAUCCGGAAAAUGAUGCUCAAGUGGAAUUGUGUAUGCGUGCUGCCACAAGGGCAGGUUUCGGUGGUGGAUUGGUGGUAGAUUAUCCAAACAGUAGAAAAGCAAGAAAAUGCUUUUUGGUUUUAUGGAUUGGGGGAACGAUGAGAAUACCGGCAGGAUUGAUGAAUGAACAAGAAAUGGCAGCAUUAAAUUCACAACAAGAACAAGUUAAACAGGAAUUACCCCGUGGCUUGGUUGCUGAACAUGAGGAUCCCAAUGCAGCCGCUGUUGGACAAGUGAAGUUUGAGGGACGCCGUGGGCAAGCAAACAGCAAGCACAGAGGAGGCAAAGCAAGUAAGAAAGCCCGAGCGGCCGAAAAGGGUACCCGUGAUUGGAUCUUGCGUAAAAAGCAAUUAUAUCGAUCUCGCGGAAAAGAAGACGUUCCAACAGAUUCCAAAUUUACAGGCAGAAAGCGCAAGAAUGCCUUUUAGCCUUUGUUUUGUACAGUGUCAUUCUAGCAUUAUUGUAUUUCUACACAUUCUCUCUUAUUCAACAAUUCAAUUAUCUAUUAGCUAAA
This is a messenger RNA of Meira miltonrushii, 1060 nucleotides long. RefSeq names its product S-adenosyl-L-methionine-dependent methyltransferase. The transcript has a single exon. Lineage: Eukaryota; Fungi; Basidiomycota; Exobasidiomycetes; Exobasidiales; Brachybasidiaceae. The coding region runs from base 21 to 974 and encodes 317 amino acids. Gene Ontology annotation, biological process: rRNA (guanine-N7)-methylation. The record is from RefSeq and is a predicted model, not a curated record. Gene Ontology annotation, molecular function: rRNA (guanine) methyltransferase activity. Gene Ontology annotation, cellular component: nucleolus.